AUUUGAGGGUGCGCAGCUCUCACACGCCUAACACACUUGCACUGAGAGAGACGAUUCACGGCGCUCGGAAGCCGGAGCAGUAAAUCUCUCAGCUGAGUUCCCAGCACAGUAGGUGUGGGAUUUACAUAACUCCUCCCGCUGGUUGAUAGCGAUCUGACGGGCUCAAAGUCCUGUUGUUGACUAGGCUGGAGAGCGAUCACAAAGAUCGGAGAUCUGAAAUUGGUGCGGCGCUUCACUAACCUGGACAACCGUAUAAAUUCGGACUUUAACCUCGGUUUCCCUUCUUGUCCUUUAGCUACACGAUGAAGCCUCGGACUGUCCCCAGGGAUUAACAGUGACGGUGAGGGUUUCUGUGCAGUGGGCCAUGAUGAUGUUACCCUCCCUUCAGCAGAGGACAGCAGAAAGGUACAUGACUAACCUGAAUGCCCACGGCCUCCCGGGCUUGGCGAACCGCCCCGAAGAGAACGACGAGACCGUGAGCGACGACUCCCUGCCCAGCACGCACUCGGACCCGUACGCCAGCCCCCAGAGCCACUCCCCCCUCAGCAGCCUGACAGGGAUGGCGGAGGUGGGCCCGUGCAGGGCAGCCGACGCGCCGCGGCGCCUCGGGCCCUGCCAGCAGCAGGACAGCCUCCCAUCUGGGUACGACCAGCUGACCCCUUUCCCUAGCCAGGCCGGCGACCCCCACAUGGGACACUGGUAUCAGCCCAGCUUCACCAGCAGUGGGUGCUGCUCCGGCGGGGGAUACCCCAACAGCCUGGCCUCCUGCCCGCCCUCUGGAGAAUACCUCAGCUACUACAGGCAAGACUGCUAUCCCGUCAGCGGGCAUUCGCCCUACUCAUUUACCCCAGGCCGGCACAGCCCCAGCCUCAGCUGCCUGGAGCCACCCCAGUCGCUACGCUCUGUACCUCCCCCAUUGGCUGGGCACGGCCCCUUCUUGACCCCGUACCCCUGCUGGCCUGGGGGUGCUGGCUGCUGUCAGCAGUGCCCUAAUGACAGGUACGGGAUGGCCGCAGCACCUCACCAUAGUCCCCGAGCUGGAUACCCCCUGCCCUGCCACCCCCCAGGUCUCGCUGGCUGCACCAGACCCGGUACCAACUCCACACAGAGCGCUUACACCCCCACAGACCCGCGUAAGAGAAGUGUAACGAGUAGCUCCCCCCUGCCCCUGGAACAGCGCAAGGUGUUUGUCACGUACGAAGCCGACAGCGACAAGCACGUUCACGAGAUCAUCCAGUUUGUGGCCUUGCUGCGGCGCAAUGGAUUUGACACGCGCAUUGACGUGUUCGAGCAGCAGUUCAAAAGCAUCAGCAAAAUCGAUUUCAUGGAGAAGUAUAUCAGCGAGAAAGACUACUUGAUCAUCAUAGUCAUCAGCCCCAAGUAUUACGAGACAGUCACGCAUUCUCACAUUAGUAUGGAAAACGACGAAAACACUUUGAACACGGUUUACAUCCACAAGCAGUUGCAGAAUGAGUUCAUCCAGAAUGGCAGCAAGAAUUUUCGCUUCAUCCCCAUUCUGUUUCCGGGGGCAAGAAAGUGUCACGUCCCCACCUGGCUGCAGAACACCCACAUCUACUGGUGGCCCAAGGACCGUGAUGACAUUCUCCGUCGGCUGAUGAGAGUGGAGAAGUACAACCCCCCACCUAUCGGCGAGCUCCCCACCAUCGUGUCCAUCCCUAUCUAGAGUGUGUGUGUGUGGGGGGGGGCAGGUGUGUACAGCUGCCUGUGUCUGAGCUCUUGGAGUAGGGUAUGUGCGUACCAAGAAUGGUUAGGGAGGGGUACUGUACCUCACCUUUCCUUACCCUCUUUCCUCUACUGCGCCCACCCCUCCAUUAGGACGCCCACGCAGUCUGACCCAAGGACCUCAGUAGACAUGGACACUCACACACCUCUGCAGGUUUGCACAAAGGCAAAAGGCAUCAUGGGAUGGCUCCCAGGAGACAGCACUCUUUGACUGUUCUGACUAGUCAUGCGGUCCUGUAGACGAUGGCUAUACUGCGGAUACCACCAUACUGAAAACCCCAUCGGCACAAGAUCUGGAUUGUCCUUCCAGAUUUGUAUUUUAAACAGAAUGGGAUGAACCAAUUGCAAGUAAUUAAUCUACAACACAAUAUCUAUCUUGCUGAUAAACUGAAUAGCCUGUAAAUCUUCUCCCUAAGUGCUCUUAGGUUUGGGGUGUUUCUGUUUCCAGGUGAGAAUUUCCUACUUGACUUACUGAUACAGAAAUAAUAUUUUAUCGAUUUUAUUUGAACUUUUCAUUAUAAUUGGAUAUGGGAUUUUUCUGUGUUUUUUCAUUGGAAAAGAGGGGGAUCAUAAAGUUAAAUUAUUGAAAACUUUAAGAAAUAUUAAAAAAUCUAUUCGCAUUAUGCUGUUUCUUGCGUGGAUGGUGCAGAUUGGUGUAGAAUGUCUGUAUCUUACCUUUGCAUUGGGACUGUUAACUGCUCGCACAACGGGAUCACGUGCAAGAAACAGUUUUGUACAUUACACUUUGCGAAACGGGAGUGAACUUGGAAAUAAAACGUGUUUUGUUCAAGGACAAAUAAGAGUCACAGAGGCGAAAGGGGUGAACCUUUUCUUCCUGUAGUAAAGAAUUUAUCAGCUGAAUGUAAUAAAGUUGGGUCUUUUCAUCACACCUCAGAUCUGGAGAGUUCACUUGACACCUGGUCAAAGCUUGUUGAAGGAGAUGCAAGUAUUUCUUAAACAAUUUCUUUAUUGUGUAACAAAGCCCAACUUACAAAAAGUGAAAAAAGAGAUGAAGGGGUGAGGAUUUGCCACCCAUUAAAAGAAAUAAGGAAUAAUUAAAGAAAUCCUCAAAUGGGAAAGCACGCCCGACUGCACUGUGUGGGGAUUUUCACGGGCAAAAUGUAAUAGAGUCGUAUGUCUUUCCAUAAAACAAGUUUCUGUAAAUGAAAACCACCUAGUCAGAUUUAAGAGUGUAUUGGUCUGCAUCUGACCUGGGGAGAUAUAAAUUAUUUGUUUUGAGCUGGCCUGCUUGGUAAACGAGCCCCAACAGUCCCCCCUCUUUGAAAGUUACUAAGGUCUUCUCUGGCCUCCAGGCACCCAGGCCUGUUGGGUUUGUAUACAAUCACAGCAGAUAUUUUGGUUUUACUGUACAUCGUGCAGACCAGCAGGUGUGUGGUCAUCAAGACCCAGGAUUGGGAGCUCCUGCAAUAGAACUUUGUAGAACAGCCCGGAGACAGGAUUAAGCUGUCAUUGCGGUAUUUUAGAGAUAAAAACUGCCGAAGUUCUAUUCAGCGGAUACAUCGUUUUCCUUGAAAGAGCCGUGAUGUGAUUUUCUCACUGUUUUUGGCCUCUGAAAAGUAAUAACAGCACGUGCCAGUGCGUGUGACCCAGCUUGUGGAAAUUCCACGGUUCUGCUGUGUGGAGGUUGUGGAAGGACCCUUGAUUCUGGGAGACUGCUUUCAGUUUCUGCAAUGUUCUGCGUUUUCAUUUCAGUCGCAAAAUCGGGUUUGGAGUUUUACUGUCCUAGUUUAGUGGGUCGGUUGUGCAUUUGCAGACCAGUUAAAGGAGACACCUUAUAGAACCGAUACUGAAACCAGGUGCUGGAACCCACUCAUUGAAAGAUUUCUGUUUUGUAUUUAUUAACAUUUCAAUAAAGAGUUAUUUUUUUAAUUGAAA
Molecule: messenger RNA, 3639 nt
Organism: Lepisosteus oculatus (spotted gar)
Lineage: Eukaryota; Metazoa; Chordata; Actinopteri; Semionotiformes; Lepisosteidae
Gene: traf3ip2l
Product: TRAF3 interacting protein 2-like
Biological process (GO): positive regulation of canonical NF-kappaB signal transduction; humoral immune response
Source: RefSeq, a predicted model, not a curated record